CUUAGGUUGGAUGGUGGGGGCUAGAGGCCAAGCAGUCACAGCAUGUUCCUCUUCUUGUUAUGCGUCUUGUGCUCCGCUUCAGUGUCUGCCGAUAUACUAGGACUACAGGAUGGAGAUGAUUGCACUCCACUUGGUGGAGGCUUUGGGAUAUGCAAAUUGAUUUCCAAGUGCGAGACUGUUGGAGAUUUCAAGACAAAUCACCCACCAAUCUGUUCUUUCAAGGGAAAGGAUAAGGAGCCGAUCAUAUGUUGUCCAAGAAACCAGCUGAAAAAUAUACCUAAGGUGGAGAAUAUACCUGGUCGAAAGGUUCAGAAAGUAUGUGAUGAACUAAAAUCUAUAUGCCUAAGGAAGAAUGAUCCUAAUGAAAACAUUGUCAUUGAUGCAUUUAAACCACCCGAACAGGACAAAGAUACUUGUGGACUUUUCGUGGUGAGCGGAGUUGGUGGAGUAGAAGUUGCACCAAGAGGGCAUCCCUAUAUGACUUUUAUUGGUUACUGCGGUUAUGAGAAAAAGCAUUGUGAUGUAAGUGAGGCGAUUUGGGGGUGUGGUGGAUCCCUCAUAACACCGAGGUAUAUUUUGAGUGCGGCUCACUGUGCUACUCCGUAUGACUUCGGACCUGCCAAAUGGGCCAGAUUAGGAGAUUUGGACAUCAGCUCUUCUCAAGACGAUGCUCAACCAGUGGACAAGACCAUUGUUCAGAUAAUCGCUUUCCCAAAAUAUUCAAACGCCCAAGUAUACCACGACAUAGCGCUCUUCAAGUUGGGCAGUGAUGUUGUUUUUAAUGGGUACAUUUUACCCGUCUGCCUCCAAACUUCCAGAGAAAUAAGAGCGGAAAAAGCCAAUUUUACUGGCUGGGGAAGAACAGGAUUUGCUGAAGCUACCAGCGAUAAACUCCUAGAAGCCGAAAUAGACAUCUACAAUGAAACGGAAUGCAGGAGGCUUAUGUUCAGCACGAACAGCCCCAAGACGCCACUAGGGCUCCAGCCUGACCUCAUGAUCUGCGCAGGAGUUCCUGAUGGAAGCAAGGAUGCCUGUACGGGUGAUUCUGGUGGACCGUUGGUUACAGGAAACGCAUUUAGUUGUAUCAAGACUCAAAUCGGGAUAACUUCUUAUGGAAAUAAAUGUGGACUUCCAGAUUCUCCAGGAGUCUACACUAGAGUAUCUAACUAUGUGCCCUGGAUAGAAGAAGUAGCUUUUAAAGAUGUAACCGUUUGUGAUUAAAUAAAUAUUUAUUUAUUAUCAUCCUUC
Nezara viridula (southern green stink bug) is the source of this 1248-nucleotide messenger RNA. The record is from the annotation of a GenBank genome assembly. NCBI's taxonomy places the organism in Eukaryota, Metazoa, Arthropoda, Insecta, Hemiptera, Pentatomidae.